AUGGCGCUAAAAGUGCUGUCGGCGCUGGACACGGCCCGGACGCAGUACUACCACUUCAAGGCCACAAUCGUCGCCGGCAUGGGCCUCUUCAGCGACGCCUACAGCCUAUUCUGCAUCCCGCCAAUCACCAACAUGCUGGGCCGGAUCUACUACCCGCAUCCCCACCAUUCCUCCCAGCACCACCUCCCAACCAACAUCUCCCUCGCCAUGAUCGCCGCCUCCCUCCUCGGCGCCGCCGCCGGCCAGCUCGUCUUCGGCUGCCUCGGCGACCGCAUGGGCCGCCGCGGCGUCUACGGCCUCUCCCUCCUCAUCAUGGUCGCCGGCUCCCUCGCCUGCGGCUUCUCCGCCUGCACCACCCGCGGCUGCGUCCUCGGAAGCCUCGCCGUCUUCCGCUUCGCCCUCGGAGUCGGCAUCGGCGGCGACUACCCGCUCUCCGCCACCAUCAUGUCCGAGUUCGCCAACAGGAACACCCGGGGGGCCUUCAUCGCCGGGGUGUUUUCGAUGCAGGGGUUCGGGAUUCUGGCCAGCUCCAUGGUCACCGUCGUGGUUUGCAAGAUUUUUGCCGUGGGCAGCCGCGCCGGAGGAGGGUUAUCCGAUCAGCACACGCCGGCCGGGGCUGACGUGGCGUGGAGGGUGAUUCUUAUGCUGGGUGCUGUUCCCGCGGCGCUCACGUAUUAUUGGCGGAUGUUGAUGCCGGAAACCGCCAGAUACACGGCACUGGUGGAGAACAAUGUGUUACAGGCAGCGCGUGACAUGGAGAAAAUCCUAGACCUCCCACUCAGCCAAAUACAAACAACCAUGGAUUCCCCAGAAUACCCUUCCUCCUCCACCUUCGCGCUCCUCUCCACCCGCUUCCUCCGCCGCCACGGCGUCGAGCUCUUCUCCUGCGCCGCCACGUGGUUCCUCCUGGACGUGGCCUUCUACUCCAGCAACCUCUUCCAGUCCCAGAUCUACCAGCAGUACCUCACCCUCGACGACUCCACCGACGUCUACGAGGAGGCCAUCAAAGUCGCCGGCCUCCAAGCCCUCAUCGCCAUCUCCGCCACCAUCCCGGGCUACUACUUCACCGUCUUCUUCAUCGACCGCGUGGGCCGACGCAAGAUCCAGCUCAUGGGCUUCACCCUCAUGGGCUUUCUCUACUUGGGCCUCGGGAUCCCGUACUUCUUCUGGAGGAAGCCCAAGCACGCGGGCUUCAUCAUCCUCUACGGCUUGACUUUUUUCUUUGCCAACUUCGGGCCCAACACGACCACGUUUAUUGUCCCCGCGGAGCUGUUCCCGGCGAGGCUGAGGUCGACGUGUCACGGGAUAUCCGGGGCGACGGGGAAGAUCGGGGCGGUGGUGGGAGCGGUGGGGAUACAGAGGGCGUGGGGGAGCAGCGGGGAGUAUAACGAGGGUGAUCCGGAUAGUAAGCUGAAGCCGAUGAGGGCGGCGCUGGUGGUGCUUGGCGCCGUUUGUUUCUUGGGGACGGUGGUGACGUAUGCUUUCACGCCGGAGACGAUGAGAAGGUCGCUUGAGGAGAAUGAGAAGGAAAGGGAGACAGAAUCGGAUGUCCCGGCCGUUGCACUGUGA
Molecule: messenger RNA, 1569 nt
Organism: Linum tenue
Lineage: Eukaryota; Viridiplantae; Streptophyta; Magnoliopsida; Malpighiales; Linaceae
Source: the annotation of a GenBank genome assembly